Messenger RNA from Camelina sativa (false flax), 686 nucleotides. Its product is annotated as signal recognition particle subunit SRP54, chloroplastic-like. The record is from RefSeq and is a predicted model, not a curated record. Gene Ontology annotation, cellular component: peroxisome. NCBI's taxonomy places the organism in Eukaryota, Viridiplantae, Streptophyta, Magnoliopsida, Brassicales, Brassicaceae. Gene Ontology annotation, biological process: regulation of gene expression. Gene Ontology annotation, molecular function: RNA nuclease activity.
UGUUAGAAGGUGUUAGUGUCCAAGCCGUUGUGAUGUGAGUCAUUCGUGGAGUCAGACCAGAUCAGCAGUUGGUCAAGAUUGUGCAUGAUGAGCUACUGAAAUUGAUGGGUGGAGGAGAAAGUAUCUGAGCUACACUUCUUGUACUCAGAGCUGCAUUCACCGGGCUACCAGCAUUUCAGUUUCUCUCUCCUCCACGUGUUGAGUAGCGAGACAAGAGAUAUGGAGCUGGUUGAAAUCGAAGACUGUUGGCCAUGGAAGAUACAUUACAGAAGGAGCCAAGUGAAGGGCCGAGAUGUUUGUUCAGUUGACUGGUGGACUCGAAGAGGCUUCUUGCAGAGAAAACCCAAAGUCUGUUAGUGACCAAGCCGUUGGGAUGGGAGUCAUUCGUGGAGGUGGAGUCAGACCAGAUCAGCAACUGGUCAAGAGAGGUAUCAUAUGGCUUUGCUUGGGGCUUGAUAUCUCGACAAAAUACCAGCUCAUAUGCUCGCCUUACCUUAGAUUGAAUCAUUUCGUACCUUUUGCUACCGUAGAUGCCAAGGAGGGUGCUCAUCCUACUGAAGUACAGAGCUUUGCUUUACUUUCGUGCUAUGUUUGUAGUGCAGUUAAAGUGGAUUGGAUCUUCUAAUCACAACACGCUUUUAGAUCCUCUAAAUGGAGAACCUCUCAUUAAAGUUGAUGAAACAGUA